AUGGGUGACCCUCAGUACGCUAAGUAUCCCGACCUGCAGCUCUCCCAGCACAUCUUCCAGCUCUCGAACCCAUCCGCCUCGCAGUCCACGCGGCAGAGCUCGCUCAAAUACGUCCAAGAUGCUAUCCAGGAACACAAGAUGGCGCCACUAUACCGGCACCUUGCCCACCCAGCCGAUGGCAUCCUGAAUGUGGACGGCGAGGGCACAGCAGCGCAGCCGCCGAGAGGGUUGAGACGGUAUUCAAGUGGCGCUCCAUCGUUACUUGCCACACGGAACCCGUCGACGGGGGUAAGCCUGCCGUGGGAUGAGCAAGUGUACGAGCAGCUCAAGGCGGACAAUGAGAAGGAGCUUGAGGCCAUCCAGAAGGAGGAGGACGAGGCGACGGAGAAGGCGGGCGAGACGGAAGUCCAAGCAGCCAAGGGCAAGCGGGCAGAGUUCUGGGCACGAGUCGGCGAUAAAGACCAAGCGAUAGCAGCCCACGAAGCUGUCUUCGAGAAAACCGGCAUCCUCGGUGCUAAGAUAGAUCUCGUUCUAGCCAUAAUACGUCUCGGCAUCUUCUUCAACGACCGGCUCUUCGUCAAGAAGCAGGUCGAGCGCGCCGCUGCCCUUGUUGAAAGCGGCGGUGACUGGGACCGCCGCAACCGCCUAAAAGCAUACCAAGGCCUACACCUUCUGACCACCCGCUCACAUUCUCUCGCUGCGCCACUGCUUCUCGACAGUCUAUCGACGUUCACGAGUUAUGAGCUCUGCAGUUAUUCGAACUUGGUCGUGUACGCCGUCCUCGCCGGCUCCAUCUCCCUCAAGCGCGUGGACUUCAAGUCCAAAGUGGUCGAUGCCCCGGAGAUUAAGGCCAUUCUCGGAGAUCGCGAGGAGAAGAUAUCAGCUCUGACCGGCGCCGUCUCCUCCGGACCGGCAGCCGGUGACGAGGAGAUGACCGAGGCCUCCAACGCGACAGCUACUCCCGUUCCGACCGCCGUAAAUCUCACGGCGCUGGGUCAGUCAAGCGCGGGCCAGCAGGAAGCUAUGGAGACGCAGGUCGACUUCAAGCCCCUGGGACAGCUGGUCAACAGCCUCUACGUGGGCGACUACCAGUCCUUCUUUACCGCGCUGGACGCAGUUGAAGAAAACUUCCUUAGCCAGGACAGGUAUCUCUAUGAGCACAAAGGCUGGUUCGUAAGGGAAAUGAGGUUGCGUGGCUACGCACAGCUCCUGCAGAGCUACCGCGUUGUCGGUCUCGAGAGCAUGGCAAAGGCAUUUGGCGUCAGUGUCGACUUCCUCGACAAGGAUCUUGCCAAGUUCAUUGCCGCUGACCGCAUACCAUGCAACAUUGAUCGCGUCAAGGGCAUCAUUGAGACCAACAGACCGGACGAUAAGAACAAACAGUACCAUGAUGUGGUCAAGCAGGGCGAUCAGCUUAUCACGAAGCUGCAGAAGUACGGACAAGCUGUGCGCCUCAGGGGUAGCGAAAGGGGUUGA
Messenger RNA from Coniosporium apollinis CBS 100218, 1476 nucleotides. RefSeq names its product 26S proteasome regulatory subunit N7. The transcript has 3 exons. Gene Ontology annotation, biological process: proteasome-mediated ubiquitin-dependent protein catabolic process. Gene Ontology annotation, cellular component: proteasome regulatory particle. The coding region runs from base 1 to 1476 and encodes 491 amino acids. The record is from RefSeq and is a predicted model, not a curated record. Lineage: Eukaryota; Fungi; Ascomycota; Dothideomycetes.